Molecule: messenger RNA, 1040 nt
Organism: Colletotrichum godetiae
Lineage: Eukaryota; Fungi; Ascomycota; Sordariomycetes; Glomerellales; Glomerellaceae
Exons: 1
Coding region: 445-702 (85 amino acids)
Source: RefSeq, a predicted model, not a curated record
GAGAUUUGUGCGUGGUCUCGUGGUAUGCGCUUUUAACGUUGUCUUUACCCCAAUAUCUACUCUGCAACCCAUUUUGGUACACCAAUAUCCGCUGCCUACCUUGACUAUUAGAUCGAGUAGACUGAGUUCCUACGGGUAGUCGUAAAGCCUCGAGAAAAAAAGUGGAAAUCGAUCAAUUGAGCGCGUCAAUCGCCCGAAUGUUUAGGUCUAGCGAAACCGGGCCUUUCUAUGUGUCGAUGCUUCGUCCACGACAACUACACUAUAACUGUUCUGUACCGGCCUGCCAAGAGCCAAGGCAACGCCCGCUCCCCAUGCUAUUUGAUCUUGAAUGUGUAUUCAUUGACUCGCAGUCAUGAGGCCUGGUGAGAUCGGUUGAUUGUUAGACACGGCGAGUUCUAUCUGCAUCACGUUUCGGAUAACGCUGGCGGCAGAACCUUCAACUCCAUGGCCCGAGCUCUAAACGCUGUGCCGAAAAUUUCAAGAGCCAGAGAUUGCGUAGCGCCCCGAAUCACUGCCGGCCCAUUCGCGGAAUGUGGCCGUCGGACGUCCAUGGUAAGUGACGAUACGGAGCGCAUGUCAUUACGAGUCAGGGAAAGGGUGCAGCACCCAAGAAUGGAAGCUAUUGAAAGCCUGCCCACAGGCGACUGGCUUAUGCAUUCCGCUCAGCAUUCGCUGUUUACAAGAAGAGGAAGUCAUGAUUGACAUUUCCCGGGAGACUCCACUAGGCACCGGCGCCGGUGCUUGACUCCGGCUCGGCAGGAACUGGGGCCGUACAUGUGGAGUCGACGUUACAUCGGCACCCUGAUGCGAACGAUUCAGGGGCAGAGAUCGGAAUGCCCGGAGAACGUUUGCUCGGAGAAAUUCUUGGCUCCGCGCGCCGCUUGUGUGGCAUGCAAGACAAGGGUCUCACGCGCAGCUCCAUCCUCACGAAUGCGUAGGAGGACAGUCUUUAUUGGUUCGCGCAUUCAAUGCAUGUCUCUCACUUGCAAACACGGCAUCUCAACCCGCGGCACAUUUUGAUGUAAGCUUGCGGCGUUCUC